This is a messenger RNA of Danaus chrysippus (African queen), 1617 nucleotides long. The record is from the annotation of a GenBank genome assembly. Lineage: Eukaryota; Metazoa; Arthropoda; Insecta; Lepidoptera; Nymphalidae.
AUGGGGGAAAAAUAUAUUUUAUCGCUUGACAUAGGAACCUCUACAAUAAGAUCCGUUAUAUAUAAUACUCGAACUGAAAUUGUGGGAAAAGCUGUGGAUCAAGUAACACUCCAUUAUCCAAGUCCAGGAUUUGUUGAAAUCGAUCCUGAUGAGUUGUGGAAAUCUGUUGUUGGUGUUGUGAACAAAUCACUACAAAAUGCAAAUUUAUCCGCCAAUCAGAUAACAGCAAUGGGUAUAUCAACCCAAAGAAGUACAUUUAUUACUUGGUCCCAGGACACAGGGAAACCAUUUCAUAGAUUCAUUACAUGGAAGGAUUUGAGGGCUGAUGAAUUAGUUAAACAAUGGAAUGAUUCUUAUACUUGGAAGUUUAUAAAAGUUAGUGCCUAUGUUCUGUUCAUGAUAUCAAGGAGCAAGAGAUUCAGAGCCGGUAGUGUUUUCAAAUUCUCAAAUAACCAGACUACAUUAAGAUUGUACUGGGCCCUCCUUAACGUGCCGGCUCUGAAAUCCGCUAUUGAAAAUAAUGACGCCAUGUUUGGUACAUUGGACACGUGGUUGUUGUAUAAAAUGACAGGUAACAAGGUCCACAUGACGGAUGUCUCAUCAGCGUCAGCGACGGGUUUCUUCGACCCCUACACCAUGCAGUGGGCUGGGUGGGCGAUGGCAAUAUUUGGUAUACCCAUGGAAGCAUUGCCAGAGGUCGUUGACACGGCCGGGGAACACUUCACCAGCACUGCACCCGAUAUAUGGGGGCAUGCGAUACCCAUAAGAAGCUGUAUAGCUGAUCAAACGGCGUCAAUGUGGGGUUCGUGUUGCUUCAAUCCCGGUGACGUGAAAUUAACAAUGGGUACUGGAACGUUCUUGAACAUACACACGGGAGCAUCACCUCACACGUCCCUCACCGGCUUAUACCCUGUGGUAGGAUGGAGAAUGGGUGAAGAAUUAGUGUACUCCGCUGAAGGAGCUAAUAAUGAUACAGCUAGUAUCAUAAAGUGGGCACAGAAUUUGGGUCUUUUUGACAAUCCUCAAGAGACAGCUGACAUCGCGAUGUCUGUACCAGAUUCUGACGGAGUGUUCUUCAUACCGGCGUUUAGUGGCUUGGGUCCUCCCUACAACGACUGUACCGCGGCGUCAGGGUUCGUGGGUAUGAAGGCGUCUACAACCAGAGCUCACCUCGUCCGGGCUGUGUUAGAGUCGCUCGCGUUCAGAACCUCGCAGUUAUACACCUGCAUCAGAACAGAGACCAACUACCAGUUUGAUACAGUCAGAUUGGACGGCGGUGUCUCCAACAAUGACUUCUUAUCCCAGCUAGUGGCUGAUCUGACUGGGCUAACAGUGGAGCGACCUGUACAGGUUGAAAUGUCUUCAUUAGGAUGCGCACACAUUGUAGGAUUACAGCUAGGUAUCUUCACAUCCAAGGAACAGCUAAAGUCACUUCGGAAGGUUGACAAACUGUUCACUCCUAGGGCUCAUGUGAAAAAAGCCUAUGAACCGAUCAUAGAAAAAUGGGAAGAUGCUGUCAAAAGGAUGUGCGGUUGGUACAACGAUAACAGAACUACUCAGAGCAAUACGCAGAACAAUUUGAAGGUUAAACUAAAAAAACAGGGGAAAUCUAAAUAG